UGUUUUACUGCAUCGAUUAAACCAUGCAUAAAGGACGUAAAUCUAAGAAUUGUUAGUACAAGAAACAAAGCAGACAUGCGUAAACACAAAAAAAAAAAAAAAAAAAAAAAAAACUAAAAAUAAAAGUGGGACCAGAUAACACGAUGUAGUAAAUGAUAAACUAUAUGGCUAAGCUGAUGUUGAUGGAUUCGAUGUAGUAAAUAAUAAACUAUACGGCUAAGCUGAUGUUGAUGGAUUUGAUGUAGUAAAUGGUAAACUAUAUGGCUAAGCUGAUGUUGAUGGAUUUGAUGUAGUAAAUGAUAAACUAUAUGGCUAAGCUGAUAUUGAUGGAUACGAUGUAGUAAAUGAUAAACUAUAUGGCUAAGCUGAUGUUGAUUGAUUUGAUGUAGUAAAUGAUAAACUAUACGGCAAAGCUGAUGUUGAUGGAUUCGAUGUAAAUUGUACGGCCUUGCCGAUGAUGAUGGAUUCGAUGCUAACGCCUGCGGUUUUUUUAUAUUGUUUUCAGCUGAAUAAAUAUGGUACAACAAUUGACAGUGAAGUUGGUUUGGAUUCUUCUGUUCAUACAUACAGGUAACCACACAAAGCAAUUGCGUUUAAUCAAAGUCUUUGACCAAGUUUACAUACAUAAGAAAUAAGCACUGCCUACAUUCCUACCAACAUUAAGUUAACGUACAAAAUGUAUAUUAAAUACUGCUGGACCUGUAGACAGUUCGAACAUGAUUGAUUGAAGUUACUUGAACUCUAAACGAAGAGUCUAGCUGUAGAUCCGAUCACUAAAAAUUACAAUAGAUUUGUUAUGUGUACUUUUAGCACUCGGACGUAAUUACAAAGGUAUCUCAGUUGUAAAAAGCUAAAAAGCAGCACUUCCGAGCUAGGAAAGAAAUAAAAUCGAGAUUUUUCUCUAGGAUAGGUGGCAUAUUCAUAUAAAAAGUAUAAUUCAGUUGCCUUGUCAAAAAAUGGUCAUAAUCAUAGUUUUAUGCCAAGAAUAACCUGGUAGCUUUCCUGUGUGUAUUUUUCUUAAGGUAAUGGACCUGUAAUGAUAUUCGGUAAUUUCCGUAUGUUUACGUAAUCUCCGUAAACGAUGUCGGCAUUUUCCGGCUGGAUGUUCGUAAGAACUACAUUAUCAACUGGAGAAUGCCGAAAUAGCAUUAGACGAACACGGAAUCGAACGAAAAUUGUCGAAUGUCAUUACGGUUCCACUACUUUAAAAAGGAGUUAUUUUAUCUUCUUCUAGGAAUAACAAAUGCCGGAACCGCAACUACAACCGUUUUCUCAACUGCAGUUACUACUACUGAUUCAGUUACUGCUGAUUCUGUUACAACAGACGUCGUAACUACUGAUGCCAUUUCCGCCGUGACGUCAGAUAUUGCCACUGCCGCUACCGUGACGUUUGACACUACUACCGCUAGCGCUGAAAGUACCACAGAUGACACAACAACGAUAACAGGUACUACUGAUUCUUUCACAACUGACGCCGCAGUCACUAGUGCGGUAACUACUGACCCCGUAACUACUAAUGCAUUUACUUCUGAUUCAGCUACUAGUAGUGUGGCUGUUACUACUGAUGCCGCUACUACUGACACCGCUAUCACUGACGCAAUUACUACUACUUCUGCUACUGCGUCAACCACGAGUGAUGCCAUUUCUACAGCCGCGAUAACAGAAGUUGCAACAACUGUUGUAGCAACAACAGACGUCAUAACAACUGAUGACGUAACAACUGAACCAGCUACAACUGACACAGUAACAACUGUUGACGUCACUACAGGUGCAGCUACAACGGACAUCAUAACAACUGAUGACGUCACUACAGAAGCAGCUAUUACCGACGCCGUAACAACUGAUAUCGUCACUACAGAAGCAGCUACAACAAAUGCCGUCACUGAUGCCGUUACUACAUCCGUCGUAUCCACUGGUGUCGUUACUACUGAUGCUGCCGCUACUAGUAAAGUUCCUAAGACAACUGUAACCACUGAUGCGGCAACUGACGUCAUUUCAACUGAGGCCGCUACCACUGUUGAUGCUACAACUGUCACUGAAGCUGCAACUACUAAACCAAUUGUUGUCACAGAUUCUACAACAGUAGUCACAGAUUCUACAACAAAUAUAACAUCAACUACUGAUUCGGGACCGGGAUCUACUAAAAGAAUGACAGACUCACGUAAAUAAUUCUUUUCGUGAUUACUUCAAUGUACAUAUGUAUAAACUGUCAUAAUGAAAUUCAUACCAGAUUGUUAACAAAUUCGAUCGUUAUAGGGUAAUACGUGUAAGUUAUUUAAAGUUGAAAGAUUUAAGCAUAUUUUCAAUAU
This is a messenger RNA of Mercenaria mercenaria, 2309 nucleotides long. RefSeq names its product serine-rich adhesin for platelets-like. The coding region runs from base 1183 to 2169 and encodes 328 amino acids. Lineage: Eukaryota; Metazoa; Mollusca; Bivalvia; Venerida; Veneridae. The transcript has a single exon. The record is from RefSeq and is a predicted model, not a curated record.